AUGUCUGUUUAUAAAUUGGUGGCAUUCCUCAUAUUUUUCGUCGUAGGUGCCAAGUCAAAUAAUGUUACAAACGACGUAAUCAUACUAUACAACACCACUGCACCGCCAUGGAGAGACUGGAAGUUCAAGGAUUAUAUUCUGAAAUUCAAACCAAGUCGCGUAUGGGAACAAAUAUCAAACAGUCCGACCAGGAGAAAAAUCAAUGCGGACGAAUUUGAAAGAAUGUUCAAUGGUAUCGAUGAAACUGACGAACUGUUAUCGUUGAAAGUGCCGAACGGAAACCCGAAACUAAUCAUUGACAAAGACGGAAGAAGGCAGAUGAAGAAGAAGAAGAAGAAUAUUGUGCUCGACAGAUGGGCACCCCCCGGCGAUAUAGGUAGUGAUCCUUACGACAAAUUCAAUUUGAAACGUCGGUUCCUAGAACUGAUGAAACAGGCAAUUUAUCAGGCAAGAAACAGAAUGAUUAUUAUGCAAACAUACAGGUUUACAUACAGAAGAAGUUCAGUUUAUAAAAUGGGGUUUCUGAUGAGCAAGACUGACCAGGCAGUGAAGACCUUCGCGAGGUAUAGCUUCAAAGCCUUCAUGGGGUGCUACUAUUCAAGACUGAGGAAGUCUCGCUUCUAUUAUAUUGAUUUAGCUCAGAGUUUUGAAAGAGUGCUCGAAUUGUGGUUCGAGGUCGAGCUUUUAAUUGACUUACUGUUGCUCAAUGACCAAAAUUGUAAGCGCAUGUUGAACCAAGUCAUGACGAAUAAGAAGGAAGCUUGGCAGUUUGUUGAUUAA
This is a messenger RNA of Leptosia nina, 780 nucleotides long. NCBI's taxonomy places the organism in Eukaryota, Metazoa, Arthropoda, Insecta, Lepidoptera, Pieridae. The record is from the annotation of a GenBank genome assembly.